Messenger RNA from Gastrolobium bilobum, 1964 nucleotides. Its product is annotated as probable rhamnogalacturonate lyase B. The transcript has 15 exons. The record is from RefSeq and is a predicted model, not a curated record. Lineage: Eukaryota; Viridiplantae; Streptophyta; Magnoliopsida; Fabales; Fabaceae. Bases 36 to 1964 code for a protein of 642 amino acids. Gene Ontology annotation, molecular function: carbohydrate binding; catalytic activity. Gene Ontology annotation, biological process: carbohydrate metabolic process.
AGACAAGAUAUAGCAACUAACGAAAUUCCUUCAACAUGUCCUCACAAGCAGCACGGUUGCAUAUCGAAGACAGCCAUGUGGUCAUGGACAAUGGCAUAUUGCAAGUGUAUUUAUCCAAUCCGGGUGGAUUUGUCACUAGAAUACAAUAUAAUGGCAUUGAUAAUCUGCUUGAAGUUCUUAACGAAAGGGAUAAUAGAGGGUAUUGGGACGUUGUUUGGAGUGAAGCAGGAAGUACAGGAACAACAGGGACAUUUGAGCGAGUUGUAGGAACAAGGUUUCAUGUUAUAGUGGAAAAUGAGGAGCAGGUUGAAAUCUCAUUUACAAGAAUGUGGGAUCUAUCUCUGAAGGGAAAACAAUCGCCUCUAAAUAUCGACAAAAGGUAUGUGAUGCUUCGUAAUUCCUCAGGCUUCUAUUCUUACGCCAUCUUUGAACACCUAAAGGAGUGGCCUGCUUUCAACAUACCUCAAAUCAGGAUUGUUUAUAAGCUUCGAAAAGACAAGUUUCAUUACAUGGCCAUAGCGGAUAAUAGACAAAGAUUCAUGCCUCUCCCAGAAGACCGAUUACCCAGAAGAGGAAAAGAACUAGUUCCCCCAGAAGCAGUUUUGCUCGUCAACCCCGUGGAGCCAGAGUUCAAGGGAGAGGUGGAUGACAAGUACCAGUAUUCAAGUGACAACAAAGAUCUUAAGGUCCAUGGGUGGAUAAGUAGCGAAUCCGAAACUGAUCCAUCAAUGGGGUUUUGGGUAAUCAUACCCAGCAAUGAGUUCAGAUCAGGUGGCCCUGUUAAACAGAACCUUACCUCCCAUGUAGGCCCUAUCAGCCUUGCAAUGUUUCUUAGUGCUCAUUACGCCGGAGAGGAUAUAGUUCUGAAACUCCAGCCAAAUGAGCCAUGGAAAAAAGUUUUCGGGCCAACUUUUGUCUAUCUUAACACUUUGUUAGAUGAUGAGGACCCACUGAUGCUCUGGGAGGACGCCAAAAAUCAGAUGAACGAGGAGGUUCAAAGUUGGGCCUAUGAUUUCCCAGCUUCAGAGGAUUUUCAGAAAUCUAGCAGACGAGGCAGUGUGUGUGGCACGUUACUAGUUCAAGACAGGUGCUUAAGUGACGAUUACAUGUUAGCACAAGGCGCGUAUGUAGGACUGGCACCACCUGGAGACGCUGGGUCCUGGCAAAGAGAAUGCAAGGGAUACCAAUUUUGGACUAGAGCAAACGAGAACGGCUACUUCUCAAUCAAUAAUAUACGUAGUGGGGAUUACAGUCUCUACGCCUGGGUCCCAGGUUUCAUUGGAGAGUAUUGGAACAAUGCUGUCCUCACCAUAACCCCAGGUUGUGAAAUAAACGUUGGUGACAUUAUUUAUGUGCCUCUAAGAGAUGGUCCAACAUUAUGGGAGAUAGGCAUUCCUGAUCGCUCUGCUGCUGAGUUCUACGUUCCUGAUCCUAAUCCAAAGUACAUAAACAAGCUUUAUGUCGACCAUCCAGACAAGUUUAGGCAGUAUGGCUUGUGGGAAAGAUAUGCAGAUUUAUACCCAAAUGAAGAUUUGGUUUAUACAGUUGGUGUCAGUGACUACAGAAAAGAUUGGUUCUUUGCACAGGUCACCAGGAAGAAAAAUGAUGGCAGUUACCAAGGAACUACAUGGCAAAUUAAGUUCAACCUUGAUAAGGUGGAGGCAAGUGGAAUCUAUAAAUUGCGAUUGGCGCUUGCAAGUGCAAAUGUCUCCGAAUUACAGGUUAGAGUGAAUGAUCUAAAACGAGAUCCUCCAUUAUUUACAACGGGGGUGAUUGGGAAGGACAAUGCAAUAGCUAGACAUGGAAUUCAUGGACUUUACUGGCUAUACAGCAUUGAUAUGCCAGGUCUUCUGCUAGGGGAAGGCGUUAAUACCAUAUUUCUAACACAGACCAUAGCUACUGGCCCCUUCCAGGGGAUAAUGUAUGACUAUAUUCGUCUAGAAGGCCCUAACAAAAAAUAUUAA